AUGUUCUCCACUCACUUGAAGACCUACCCCAUUGUCACCGCCACCCAAGACUUGGCGAUGAAAGUUCCCGGGGUGAAGCCGGCCCGCGACUACGUCAAGCCCCACGUCGAGUGGGUGAGAUCGACGGAGCCGAUGAAGCUGGUGCUUGACGCGGCUGACUCCGUCGCCAAUCGUGCUCUUGACGGGCUCGACUGGACGGUGGCGUGGGUGGUUCCCAAGGCGGAAGUGAAGGUCGACGUUAAGCCUACCGUUCAAGCUACCGCCGCCGCCACCACUCCCACCGAAGCCUAG
Messenger RNA from Diutina rugosa, 291 nucleotides. RefSeq lists its product as uncharacterized. The transcript has a single exon. The record is from RefSeq and is a predicted model, not a curated record. Bases 1 to 291 code for a protein of 96 amino acids. Lineage: Eukaryota; Fungi; Ascomycota; Pichiomycetes; Serinales; Debaryomycetaceae.